Heterostelium album PN500 is the source of this 2646-nucleotide messenger RNA. RefSeq names its product oxoglutarate dehydrogenase (gene odhA). Gene Ontology annotation, molecular function: oxoglutarate dehydrogenase (succinyl-transferring) activity; thiamine pyrophosphate binding. Bases 1 to 2646 code for a protein of 881 amino acids. Gene Ontology annotation, biological process: tricarboxylic acid cycle. The record is from RefSeq and is a predicted model, not a curated record. The transcript has 2 exons. Lineage: Eukaryota; Evosea; Eumycetozoa; Acytosteliales; Acytosteliaceae.
AUGUUAUCAUUAAGUAGAUUCUAUAGUAGUGUAGCACAUCGUAGUGAUGUCGUUCGUUUGGUGAAUGGAUUUCGUUUGCAUGGUCAUCUGAAGGCUACUGUCGAUCCGUUGGCCAGACUCGAGAGAAAGGCAUCGCCAUUGUUGACACUCGAGCACUACGGUUUGAAGGAGUCCGAUGUCUUCAAGCCAACUGCCAACGUACUGAAGCAAUUGAGCAGUGAGAAACCAUUGUCCGGUGUAAUUGAAUACCUCAACGGUGUAUACUGCGGUGACUCCACCGUGCAAUUUGAACACAUCGAAUCGGAGGAAGAGAAACAAUGGUUAUACGACACCUACGAACGUAUCCAAAACACAAAGCAUACCGACGAGCAAAAGAUCAACAUUCUCAAACAACUAGUCAAAUCAGAAGUAUUUGAUCAUUUCAUGCAAAAGAAAUUCCCAACUACCAAACGUUAUGGUUUGGAAGGUAAUGAAAGUAUGAUGGUUGCUUGUGAUGCUGUUUUCAGUGAGUGUGCAAAGGAAGGUGUAGAGAAUGUUGUUAUUGGUAUGCCACAUAGAGGUAGAUUGAAUUUGUUGGUACAGAUGUGUAAUUACCCAGCAAAGGAUCUGUUUUGGAAGGUAAAGGGUAACAGUGAGUUGCCACCAGGUGUCAUUGGAAUCGGUGAUGUUCUCUCGCAUAUCGGUGUUUCGUCGGAUGUCAAAGUCGAUGGUGGAAAGGUUCAUGUUUCAUUGAUGCAGAAUCCAUCGCAUUUGGAAGCGGUCGAUCCAGUCUGUCUAGGAAAGACACGUGCCAAACAAUUCUAUACUAACGACCAAUCACGUGAUCGUUCCGUUUGUUUGAUGUUGCAUGGUGACGCUGCUUUUGCCGGUCAGGGUGUUGUCACCGAGACACUGUCACUCUCACAGCUCCCUGGAUUCACAGCCGGUGGUGCCGUGCACAUCGUCGUAAACAACCAACUCGGUUUCACAACCAUUCCAUUGAAUGGACGUUCCACUCGUUACUCCUCGGACAUUGGUAAGUUUGUUGGAUGUCCAAUUAUCUUGGUCAACUCGCAGAAUCCAGAGGCUGUAGAUCGUGUCUGUCGUCUCGCCGUCGAAUAUCGUAAUCAAUUCAAGAAGGAUAUCAUCAUUGAUUUGAUCGGUUGGCGUAAAUAUGGACACAACGAAGUCGACGAACCAUCGUUCACCCAGCCAACCAUGUAUACAAACAUUCGUAAGCGUACAUCGAUUCCACAGUUGUACGCCAAGAUGUUGGCAGCCAGCAAUAUCUACUCUGCCGAGCAAUUGGCUGAGUUUACCGCUGCCGAACAAAAAGCAUUGGAAGAUCAAUUGGCUUUGACCAAUGUUGUUGAUUUCAACUAUUCACCAGCCGACCAUUUGGAAGGACAAUGGAAGGGAUUCGUACAAUCGACACGUCUUGCAACCACUCAACCAGAGACCGGUGUCGACAAGCAGACACUCUUGAAGAUCGCUGAGGAUUCAACUAAAGUUCCAGAGGAUUUCACUGUUCAUCAACGUCUGGUUCGUUCAUUCUCAAAUGCUCGUCAGGAAAAGACAAAGCAAGGAUUGGCCGAUUGGGCAACUGCAGAGGCAAUGGCCGUUGGUUCGCUCAUGAAACAAGGAUACAAUGUUAGAAUCUCAGGACAAGAUGUUGGUCGUGGUACUUUCUCACAACGUCACUGGGAGCUCUAUGAACAAUCGACCGAUCGUGUCUACCAACCAUUGAACAACGCCGGUCUCCCAGGAAAGCUGACUGUUGUCAAUUCCAAUCUCUCAGAGUUUGCCGUGCUCUGCUACGAAUACGGAUACUCCUUGGAGUCACCAAAGACCUUGCCAAUUUGGGAAGCGCAAUUCGGUGAUUUCUUCAAUGGUGCACAGAUCGCCAUCGAUCAAUUCGUCGCCAACAGUGAGUCGAAAUGGUUGCGUCAAUCCGGUUUGACUUUGUUGUUGCCACACGGAUUCGAUGGUGCCGGUCCCGAACACAGUUCCUGCAAGAUCGAACGUUUCCUCCAACAAUGCGAUACCGAAGCAGUCGAUGUUAAAAACCCAGAGAAAGUAAACAAGGAAACCAACAUGUACGUAAUCAAUCCAUCGACUCCAGCCAACUACUUCCACGCUCUCCGUCGUCAGAUGAUUCGUAACUACCGUAAACCACUGAUUGUCGUCGGUCCAAAGGUGCUACUCCGUCAUCCAGCUUGUUUCUCGUCAUUCGACGAAAUGACACCGGGAACCAGCUUCCAAACUGUCCUUCCCGAUCCAGACACCGUCGCAAAUCCAUCGGCAAUCGAACGUGUCAUUUUCUGUUCCGGAAAGAUCUUUUACGAUCUCCAAGAGGAGAGAAAGAAACUCGGUGAUACCACCACCGCCAUCGUCAGAUUGGAAGAACUCUCGCCAUUCCCCUACGAAGGUGUCGAGCGUGAACUCCAACGUUACAGCAACGCCAAGGAUUUCGCUUGGUGUCAAGAGGAACAACAGAAUGCAGGUGCCUGGAGUUUCGUCGAACCACGUUUCAAGCAACGUUUCAGCGAAACCGCUCAAAUCAGAUAUAUAGGUCGUGAACCACUUUGCGCAAGUGCAAUCGGUGUUUCAUCCAUUCAUAAGCAAGAGGUUGCUAAAUUAAUGAAAGAUGCAUUCGCUAAACAAUAA